Amoebophrya sp. A120 is the source of this 351-nucleotide messenger RNA. Lineage: Eukaryota; Dinophyceae; Syndiniales; Amoebophryaceae. The record is from the annotation of a GenBank genome assembly.
AUGCAAUCAUAUUUACACAUCUCUUCAAAAAUGAAUAGUAAGUGUCUGAGUGCGAUCGAGCAAUUGGGACAAGGGCAAGGGAGUUCUGAUGCCGAUGAGGCCACGUGUCCCUACCGAAUGGUGGAUCAAUUACUCGUCCGCGUCCGCCAACGGCAAGGGCAACGAAGUUCUGAAAGUGCGGUCGCGAUACAUACGUCCGGUUUACAAGCACGAGACCGGGACGGUAGUGCAGUUAUUCCUCACUCGAAGUCAGGCCCAGCCUCCACGCUCGCUGUUGCCGCUCCUCCUCCACCCCCUCCCCAGCCACCGGGACUACCGCCGGCCGUAGCGAAUAACGUGUGGGAAGAGUAG